AUGGCUGCUGCAAAGGGCACAAGACGAUAUUGCCUGGUGACGGUAGGUGCCACGGUUGGCUUCAAAAAGUUGACGGCCGCAGUUCUCGAGCCUGACUUUUGGCGCCACCUGGCCGACCACGGCUUCACCGAACUACAUGUCCAGUGCGGGCCGGACAGCUCAUGGGCAGCCGCCAAAGUCGAAAGCCAAAAGGAUGAGAUUCCGGCACCGCUGACCAUUCAGACGUUUGCAUCAAGGAAUAAUCUCUUGAUGGAGGAAAUGAUUCUUUGUAAAGCGUCGGGAGAUGAGCGAUCAAAAGGCCUUAUCAUCGGCCACGCUGGCACGGGUACUAUAUUGGAUGCAUGGAGGCUCGAUGUCCCAAUGAUUGUCGUCCCAAACACGGAUCUUCUAGACGACCACCAAACCGAAAUGGCCAAGCACCUGGCCAAGGAGGGCUACGCAACACAGGCUAAAGCAGAACUUUUCGAUCUCAAAGAAGCAGUCGAUAAGGCAAAGCUGCUAUUGGAGGAGAACCAAAGCCGCAAUCCCCCUCACGCCAUCUCUACCGGGGGCAAGCCGGCGAUUCGACUGUGGGAUAUUGUCCCGGAAGAGGUGCAGCAGGAGCAGAAUCAGCAAAUGGCCACCGACUAG
This is a messenger RNA of Beauveria bassiana ARSEF 2860, 630 nucleotides long. RefSeq names its product glycosyltransferase family 28 domain-containing protein. Lineage: Eukaryota; Fungi; Ascomycota; Sordariomycetes; Hypocreales; Cordycipitaceae. Gene Ontology annotation, cellular component: UDP-N-acetylglucosamine transferase complex; extrinsic component of endoplasmic reticulum membrane. The coding region runs from base 1 to 630 and encodes 209 amino acids. Gene Ontology annotation, biological process: dolichol-linked oligosaccharide biosynthetic process. Gene Ontology annotation, molecular function: hexosyltransferase activity. The record is from RefSeq and is a predicted model, not a curated record. The transcript has 3 exons.